UUCAAACUGUGGUAUGUUCAUGAUAUAAGGUAGUGCGUGUGUGAUUUAUGAGUGGUGCAUUAGUUUAGAAAACUGUAUUAUUGAAUGCUCAGUAAUAUCAACUGGGUAUCUAUAUCGAAAUCGGAUUUCUCAUUUGGACAGUCGCAUUGCUAACCAGUAAUGCCGCAGCAGUUUGGCGGGGGUCCUCUAUGUGAGGUCUGCGAGAAACCUGUAUUCUUCAACGAGGAGCGGAAACUUAAAGGCGCUAGCUAUCAUACUACUUGCUUCAAAUGUACCGAAUGCCUCAAAACUUUGGACAGUACCACGGUAGCUGAGCACCAAGACGAGCUCUACUGCAAGACUUGCCAUAGGAAGAAAUUUGGACCAAAGGGAUUUGGAUUCGGCGCCAAUUUGUGCACGGACAGCGGACAAUCUGAAAAAAAGCGAUCAUCGUCUGCAAACCCGAGGUCAGCUAUGUAUGGAGGUGGGGGUGAGAAGUGUCCGAGAUGCGAAAAGACUGUUUACCACGCGGAGAAAGUCAACUGCAUGAACAAAGUUUGGCACAAGAGCUGUUUAAGAUGUGCCCUUUGUGAACACGUUGUCGACUCGCGCACUGCGAGAGAGCACGAUAAUGACCUGUUCUGCCAGAACUGCUAUGCGAAGGAAUUCGGACCGAAGGGGGCACAGUUCAGUGGUACUACUGGGCCGGAUGGGGAACCGAGAGAAGAAGUACAGGAGAAAAAAGUUAACCCUCUAGCGGCGAAGUUCGGUGGAACGACGGACUAUUGUCCACGUUGCGGAAAGGCUGUUUACCAUGCUGAGAAAAAGGAAAUUCUAAACCAAAAGUGGCACAAAACAUGUGUGAAAUGUCUUUCAUGUGGCCGUGCAUUGGACUCUCGGACUGUACGGGACCAUGAUGGCGAACUCUACUGUGCAUCUUGUCACAGUCGAGACUUUGGAACGAAGGGCAUAGGAUGCAGUAUCGGGACCGGGGCACAUGCUGCGACUGAUGGGGGCUCGGAUGAAAGGAAAGAGGACCAACAGGACAAGAAAGUUAACCCUCUAGCGGCGAAGUUCGGUGGGACGACAGAUUACUGCCCACGUUGCGGAAAGGCUGUUUACCUUGCCGAGAAAAAGGAUAUUCUAAAUCAAAAAUGGCACAAAACAUGCGUUAAAUGUCUUUCAUGUGGCCGUGCAUUAGACUCGCGGACAGUACGGGACCAUGACGGCGAACUCUACUGUGCUUCAUGUCAUAGUCGAGAUUUUGGAACGAAGGGUUUGGGAUGCAGUGUCGCCACCGUUACAUCAGCUAUACAUGAUGGACUCCCGGAAGGGUCGCCGAAACACAAAGGGGCGACUUCCCCAAACCCUCUUGCUGCGAGGUUUCAGGGCACAACAGAUACGUGUCCCCGAUGCAAUAAAGCAGUUUACCAUGCAGAAAAAGUGGAAUGUCUCAAUAAGAAGUGGCACAAACAUUGCCUUAAGUGUAUUUCGUGUAAUAAUGCGUUAAAUUCCCGAACCAUCAGGGACCACGAUGAUGAACUAUACUGUGCUUCCUGCCAUAGUCGAGAGUUUGGUGCGAAGGGCUACGGCCAGCGUAUGGGUGGUGGUGUCCUCUCGGUAGAACAGGAAUCAACGUCCCCGAAAGCUCAACACCGCUCAACAGCCCCGAACCCACUUGCCGCGAAGUUUGGCGGUGCAAGCGAUACGUGUCCGAGAUGCAAUAAACCUGUGUACCAUGCAGAAAAAGUUGAAUGUCUCAAUAAAAAGUGGCAUAAACAUUGCCUUAACUGUGUUGAUUGUGGGCAUCAUGUGGAUUCGCGCACUGUGCGGGAACAUGCCGGCGAACUCUUCUGUGCUACCUGUCACGCGCGCGAAUUCGGUCCAAAGGGUUACGGAUUCGGAUCUGGUGCAGGAAUAUUGUCAACAGAAGGUGGUGGCGAAGGAAAUGAUAGCAAUCCCAAAUCUUCCAGUACCCCAAACCCUCUGGCUUCCAUGUUUGGAGGAGGUGGGAGCAUCUGUCCCAGAUGUGAGAAGAAGGUCUACCAUGCUGAGGCGAUGGACCUUCUGGAUCAAAAGUGGCACAGGCACUGCCUUAAAUGUGCUAUCUGCAACCACUCCGUAGAUUCGCGGACUGUGAGGGAACACGACAAAGAGUUGUUUUGCCAUUCCUGCUAUGGGCGGGAAUUCGGCCCAAAAGGCUAUGGAUAUGGUGGUGGCGCUGGUACGUUGUCGAUGGAUGGAGCAAACAAUGGCCAUGGCAAUCACGAAGGGGAAAACGGUGAUGAUGAUGAAGAAAGGAACUAUAGGCCAUCCAGCCCUAAUGCCCACGCUGCCAAGUUCGGUGGAAGUGAGGACGAUUGCCCGAGGUGUAAGAAGCCGGUCUACUAUGCCGAGAAAGUGGAUUGCCUGAAUAAGAAGUGGCACAAGGGUUGUCUCUGCUGUGUGAAGUGCAGCCAUGCGGUCGAUUCUCGUACCGCGAGGGAACAUGAUGAUGAGCUCUACUGCGCUACUUGCUACGCGAAAGACUUCGGACCUCAUGGCUAUGGGUAUGGUGGGGGUGGAGCAGGACUGUCCAUGGAAGGGGCUGCCGGUUCGAGAGACAUCUCAGCAGAAACGUUCUGCGCUCCAAUGAAAGAUGGCGUGAAAAACUCGUCUGCCAGCGACGGGGUGAAACCAAAGUGGGGUGGCGCGAUCGAGAAGUGUUUCAGAUGUGGAAACAGCGUUUACCAUGCGGAGAAAGCCCAAGGUGCCGGCGAGGUUUACCAUAAAUCUUGUUUGAAAUGUAAGGAGUGCAACAAGAUGUUAGAGGCUGGAACUUUCGCCGAGAAAGAAGGCGAAGUCUUUUGUAAAAGUUGCUAUGGACGCCUGUAUGGACCCAAGGGCUAUGGAUACGGCGGCGGUGCUGGUGCCUUAACUAUGACUCAAUAAAUUGCCGUAAGAGCUAAUUUGGCUUUCAUUAAAAAAUGUGCUGCAAUAGUAUUGUAUGCAGGGAAUGCCUUAUACACUAUUCGUCGAUUCAAAUUUUACACUGUACACCAAAACCAUUUGAUUUAAUCUCAACAAAAGCUAUGGAAUCCCCCCGUGUGAAGUGCAAAAUGAAGUUUCAUUGCCUUUUCUGCUCCAGUCAAUCGGUUUACAUGGUUGAAAGCUUAUUUCUCAAUAGCAUCCCGCGAAGUUACUAUUUAUAGCUCACAAGGUCAUUUGCAUAAGAUAUUGAUGACGUUUUAGUCACGUGACAGUCGGACAUCGACACUUAUUUCUACGCAUUUGAGCUUAUUUCAAAGUCAAUUAUCUUUGACCCUAGGCACAUUGUUUUUAGCAUGAAUGAUACCAUACAUAGAGUCAGAGAGAGAAAUAUUCAGAACAAUUAUGUAGUAUUUCCAACACUCGGACAUGUGCCCGAUUGAAUCUAACUGCCCUAGUUAGAAAGCCUGAAGCCAUUACGAAACCGCAUGUUUGUCCGAUAGUGCCUGUAAUUCAGCGUUAGGGAAAUAGAGUGCAGCAGCUGCAGUGACGUCAUCUUCGCGGAAUGCUAUUUAAACGAUAUCGUUGUGAAUGAAGUGUUGCCAUUGUCAUCUUUAUCAAGAUCAUAUAGCAACAGGCCAUCUUAAUGAAGAUUGCCAUAGCAACACGAUAUUUUACAUUUUUAUUGUAUUUGCUAAGACGUGUAGACAUUAAAGGGCGACUAUAGGCCUCAGCUAGGGGGUCAAAUUGCUGGUCUUCAGGUGAAUUAUAUGCACAGUUCGCAUGAUUCAGUUAUUAAUAUCUUCUUCGUACAUGCCUGAAUAGUUUUGAUGCACGGUGAGAUUGGAGAGACCCCUAUACUACUUUGUGUAACUUUGUGUAACUUUAUCUUGCCUACCUGGCUACUGCCUACAGUCACCCUUUAACAAAGGUAAAUUAACAAAAUGCCAAAUUUGCACGGGAGUUUUAUUUGCGCGAAUUUCACGAAUAACAACAAUUUGCUAAUAACAAGCGCAAAACAUUUUUUAGAAAGGCCAAAAGAAAUUUUGCAACCUGUCAAGAAAUGGAUGAAUCUUUAAAAGAAUUUGCGAAUCGCCAAAAAAUUGAGGUGAAAUCUCAUAAUGGUUAAUCAACAAUACAUUCACUUGGUUUGGGUUAUAUUCAAUAAAAUUCGUGUGGCCCAUUUUGGUUUUUAUAACACCAACACAAGUCAGAUUUCACCAAGUUGGUUAUCGUGUUCACAAUAAUGUCAAUUAUAAACAUGGGAAACCGUUGUGACACGCACUAUAUCCUAAAACAUGCUAACCUUGGCAAAAUCGUGCUUACUCUGCCAAAAUUGUGCUAACUUUGCCGACCUAUAAUUUGUGUAAAACAUCUCGUAAAAAAGUGGCAAAAUGUGAAAAAUUCGUACUUUUAAACCGAACAGACUUUGGAACAAAUUUCGAAAACUGUUCUUUAUCAUCAUUAAAAUGUAUUUCCGAUGAGAUGAAAUUUUCUCAGAAUUUCUUUAAUAUAAUUAUAUCAGUGUUUGUGUUCUGAUUGAUAUUCGAGGGUUGGCAAAGCUAUCCCAGUGAAGGCAAAGUACACUCUAAACGUUUUCGGGCAACACAAAUACAUGUAUGCACACCAAAGAGGUAUUUCGGUAAACUGAAAGAGGUUUAAACUGAAAAAAAAGAUAUUCUGAAAAACCUCUAAUCGUUUUGGAAGUGACUUGUUUUGCCCUGAAUGGAGAGCCGAACUCAUUAAUAUUCAUAGUUCUAGAAGAUCUGAUUAUCAUUCAAUGGAAAAGCGGUGUUCAACACUACUGGAGUUAUAGCGAAAGGCCUUAGCAAUGUACCCAAUGCAUUUAGAACGCCUAUCAGUUAAUCACAUACUCUUGUAUAUUCCUCUCCUGCCUUUUAUGACAAGAACACGCGUUUGGAAAAGAAAAAAAAACGAGAGCGUGAAAUCGGCCACUGUUAAUUAUGCGAAUAUUUAUUCAAAUAUUACGUGUCUGCUCUUCGAUUGGCUAAUGUGUUGUAAAGUCUCCGCCUCACAAAACAGGGUAGAAUAGUUUACCUAUUUGGCAAGCCGGUGUAAAAGAAAUGCAAGUCCCCCUGGAAUUUAAGUCCGGUCCUUUUGUUAAAGUGAAUAGAGUCGCUGAGUUCCUUUGUUGAAGAUUAUGUAGCUAACCCUAACAAACCAUUAACCACAUUUGUUGACAAUACACAGCUAUUGUAUUGGGUUAUGCAUUCCUAGGACGUCCAUUCCUUUUACACCGGGAUUGCCAAACUUGGUUGAUUUUCAGUGCUGUUGGGCAAUCGGCUCACCAAACAGGGCAAAAAAUGAUGCCUGUUCGGAGAGCGGCCUGCCACAAAUAUCCUGCCAAUAGUUUUUCGCUGAAAAACCUCUACAGAAGGGCAUAUUUGCUGAAAAACAUUUAAAGAUUAAAAGGUUUAAACCUUUAAAGAUUUUUACAAAGCUAAAAAACGUUUAUUUCUAGAAGCGUAAGAGCAGGUUUUGCAAUCCACCACACUCUUAAAAUAGUAAAAAUAACUAUUUUUUUGCUACUCGAUCAGGCCUGAGUUGUUCAAAAUCACAUUAGCUAUAUGACGAAGAAGUUAAGUCUUAAAAUUGUAAUGAGUUCAACUGAAAGAGAUAACGUCCUAUAAGUAUACUUAACGUAACUGUUAGGGAUAACGUGACUUUUGUGCUUUUGAACAAGCGGGCCCUGACAGUUGCCGUAGCACCGACAGUGAAGUUAAGUAGUUGUUUUAACUACAUUGUUUAUUGGUAACCAUUUUAAUGGCAAUUUUUACUACCUUUUUAGUUGGAACAAAUAAUUAAUGAUUAGUUUUUACUAAUUUCACAGUUGGUGCUACAGGAACUACAAAAGUAGUAGUUUUUACGAAUAAAUUUAAAGAGUGCAGCGGGUUUUUGAGGAGUAGGAUCCACAGCAUUUAAUUACUUGCCUCGUUUUAAUGAUAAUACACAUUUGAGUAGACACUAUACUACAUGUAUGUCCUCUCUUUAACUACUUUCUUAGUAAGCCAUAAUCGAGUAUGAAUGUUAUUAAUUUGUAUUAUACACUGCGGUGAAAAGUUUUUGCGAUGACCCCAAAAUUCCUCUCAUGUCCAAUUAACCUGUUUCCUUCCUAAUUAUUAUAACAAUAUGGAAGUACGUUUGCCCUUGUUCUCCAGAAAGAUACAAUAAUAGUGCCUCAUUUCAUCAAUUUUUGAUGAAAGCUUGAUGCUAUUUAAGUAAUUAUGCAGUAAUUACAUGUAGGCGCCUGGUGUUUCUAGUCAUUUUCUGAUAGUAAUAUCAUCAGACGCCUAAUUUCAAUACUGCAUCGACCUUCAUCAAAACUUGGGCCGUGUCGAAUUAGCGGAAUGAGCGGAUGCUGUACAGAAUAUACAUGUAAUAUAAUUUCAUACAAAAUGGAACUUAAUGAAUUCAUUACAUUUUAAUUCGUUCGAUACGCCACAGAGAUUAUUUAAAAAUCGUUUUUUUACAGUCGUUAAGCCAUGACUCGCAAUGAGGGCAUGAAAACUGGUAUGUAGGGACAGUUUAGUUCAGCCGGUAGCCGUGCGCAGCGCUGUAUUACCGUACCUCCUUUCGUAUUCAGAGUUCAGGCAUGGUGACGAGCAUCGCGACAAAUACUGGCUUUUCCAGGUGAUUGAAGCCCAGAAUCCGCUCGUUCCGCUAAUUCCACAUUGCGCAAAACUUGGUAACAUUGUAUCUUCCCAGAAAACAAGGGCAAAAGUAAUACAAUAUUAUUCCAUUAUUUAGGAGGGAAAAAGGUUAAUUGGAAAUGAGAGGAAUUUAGGUUGUCCUAAAAACAUUUGCAGAGUACUGUAACUGUAAAUUGUUAUUUCUGUUAUAUUUUGACUUGCUUAUUACUAAGUAACAAUGUUUAAAAAUUAUAGUUAGCUGUUUGUUCUUGAGAGUAUAAAUAGUCAAAUCGAUAGCUGGAAAGGUUUUGCCGGAUGAAUAUAUAAUAAUAAAGGUAUUGAUGGUGAUGGUUCUGACCAGCAGAUGUGUUUAAAGAAGGAGCAGCAAUUCAGUCUUCUAGCUUAGUCUAUAUUAGUAUGGUUAUACAUGAUAAUGUGCAACAAGAACUAGCUCACAGAAACAACGUUUACAACCAGUACUAUAAUUAAAUCUAGCGCCAAAUUUAGAGCUAAUUUUUUUUUUGGAAGUGACUAUUUGGCAAGCCCGGCUUACCAAACAGCGACUUUUUCUUGUCCUGAAUGGAGAGCCGAACUCAUUAAUAUUAAAGUAAAGUCUCCAGCUCGCCAAACAGGGUAGAUUUUUUACCUGUUUGGCAUUAAGCCCGGCUGGCCGAACAGGGUGGCUUUUUAGUGCUGUUUGGCAAGCGGCUCUCCAAACAGGACAAAAAAAAUGCCUGUUCGGCGAGCGGCUUGCCAAAUAGACCCGGUCUUUUUUUUACAACUGAACCAAUACGUACAUACUGUAGUUAGUGGUAAUUUGUAUGGUUUCUAUCAAGUAUACAAUGUAGAUCAAUCCAUACUUGUUUGUAUAAAAGUUAGCUUGAACGAAUUGUGAUUAGUAUGUCCAUUAGGCAGUGGUGCCGUAGGAGAACUCAAUCAUAUUAACCAGAUUUCGCGAGACCCGAACGAACGUCGACGUACGAAGUCUAUGGUGUCCUGUGCUAAUUUAUUUACGGGACGACACUAAUAAAUCGUCUUUUAUGCUUGAUACGAGGAAUUGGGGAAAAUUUCAACAACAAUUUGUCGAUGUCAUGCAUCAAACUUCGCACUUCGUUGUUCAUAACACUUCGUAAAGGCUUGCGAAACCUGCCUAUUACUUUAUAAUUCAAUCGAACCACUGAGAGAUCUUUGUGAUUUAUAUUCUACUGGAUCCACUCACCAAUAAGAUCCCAAAUCCGACAAUACCUGAUUUGUACCACCGCCACGAUGGGUAGAAUCUAAACAGCCGAACACAAUAAUAGGCCUUUCGCAGCCAUAAAAGGGGUGGGCUAUCUAUUCAAGAGUUAACAACGUAAUCGUCAUGACUAGUCAUGACUCAAGGAGGAUACCAUGGUGACGUCACAUCACGUGAUCACGACCCAUAUUACUGAUCGCUAUGGCCAAACAGAUUCAGUCUACUGACAGCACCAGCACUGAACACAUCUCCACGGCUCACUGUCUGGUGCACUCCUGUACACAAAAACACCAAUAGACAUGAAAUAUUGCAAUACCUAGUAUGGAUUCUUCCUGUGUAAAAUAAAAUUUACAGAGCAGAUUAACUUCCACGAAUAAAAAAGACGUUUGACGUGGCCAAAGUGCGGAAAUAAAGUCUCCGCUAAAAUACACUACGAAAUACUCUAGGCAAUGCACUACGCGAUACACGGUAGAGAUGCAGUUGAGUUUGUAAUUGUUUUGACUUAGAAGCCCGCCCAUAUCAUAAUAUAUUCAUGUAUUCAUGAAGUAUGAACUCAUUUCUGUCCCAUACAACUCUAAGAACAGUUAAUUUCUCCUUAAAUCAUCACCGAAACCGCGAUAUCCGCAGGAAGAUUUCGUUAUAGUGUCCGAAAAUGCAUGAUCUUACAGGGGCGCUAACUCGACAAAUAGAGGGGAUCUAUGGAGAUCUAUGAGAGUUUUAGGUCCUGCAGGUCUCGAACGUGUAAAAUCUGUAAACAUGCCUCCAAAUCCCAUUAUGAUAAUGAAGAGAUCGCCCCAUAUCUGGGAGACUGUUUUGAAACCAUCCUAAUUUUGGAAGAUCGGUGCCCGGCUAUUUGGUUUUAAAAACCCUAUUUUUCCCCAUCAAAACAGCACUUAUCAUUAUUCAAAUGAUAACUUAUUGUCUGAAGACUUAUUUCAUAGCAGAAAAGUACCAAUAACUCUGAUUUGAUGCGAAAAAUCUAACUUUAUUUGAUGACUUGAUUUUCCCUUGGCCGUGGAUCGGGUUUGUUUACAAUAUGCAGCUUCAUCUUGUAAAAGCCGUGACGUCACCGCGGUAUCCUCCUUGGUCAUGACUCUACAGCGGAACUUUUCAUAUUACAAUUAAAGACCAAUUGGAAGAAACGAAGACAAGCUAUCCCACCCCCCACCCCCCACCCCUUUGAUGGCUGCGACCCAUCGAGGCGGGAGUAAAAAUCGGGUAUUGUCGGGCUUGGGAUCUUAUUGGUGAUUGGAUCCAGUAUUUCAUGAUGUGACUGCAGCGACUCUGUGUUAUUCAUGAAUAUGUCGAUCCGAGCAUGUGGCAAUAACUUAAUCAGACAGAUGACCGACUUUUGGGGUUAAUCAUUUCACAAUUGUUUAUAUUUCGUCUGACCACUUUGUGUUUUACCAAGUGCACAUACAGAGGUAUGACUCUGUCAACUCUAAAUCAAAUUUACUGUGAUGUACUCUAUGUAGAUUAUCACGCUUAUUAAUUGUGAUUGCACGUACAAAAAAAGCAGUUGUGUUUAAGGAAUUGAUACCGAACUGGAGGUAUUGGUCGUCUCGCCAAAACCGCGAACUAGAAUUUAGACCAAAACUGAAGCAGAAACGAGAGGGUCCGUCAAGCAUCAUCAUCAUCUUGUGAUGUCCAUCCUUUUAAAUUGGUUACAAGUAUUAAGUAGCUUUUCAAGUAUUCUGUCAUAAUUUCACUUUUAUGGAACAGCCCAUUCUUUUCAUAUACAACGCCUGUAGCUGAGUGAAAAUCAUCAGUUGUUCUAUAUGUGGCCUUAUUACACCACACCAUUGAUUUUUCAAGCCUUUUAGCAGUUAAAUUGUCAAUGGUUGACCGCGACGCAUCAAAUACUGCGUGGGGUUGUGAAUCUGAAAUUUUGAUAUGAUGUUCCGGACAGUCGGAAAAGUAAAUGAUGAAAAGUAAACUGGUAGUUGACCACGGAAAUUUUUUGACAAUCGACAAAUUAGACAGACAUCGAUAUUUCCUCUCUUUUCAGCCAACUGGUAGAAAAAUCUCAAUUGCCGAAUUAGCAAAAUUCAAAAUUAUAUCUGUAGACUUGCUGCAGCAAAUAUUUCUUCAAUAACUCUCCAAAUAUGUACUUGAUAGUUAAAAACAUACUCGCGUCUAAUUGAUAGGUUUGGACCCUCCAACCUAUGAAUAUUCAUUGGUGGUAUUGUCUCAAGGCGCAAUGAAAAAAUAAUUUAAUUUUCGAUGUGAUGCAUCUUAUCAAGCAAAAUGUUGAUCUGCUUCUCAAACACAAUUGAGCCUUUUCGAUGAGCUUUUCUAUUCAAUACAUAUUUUGUUGAUGUGUCAUUUAGUUGUUAUUCACAUUCACAUGUUCAAAACAUUCAUUAAUAAAUGUGCUUAGUACAUGGAA
This is a messenger RNA of Lineus longissimus, 10219 nucleotides long. Its product is annotated as muscle LIM protein Mlp84B-like. Gene Ontology annotation, cellular component: cytoplasm. Lineage: Eukaryota; Metazoa; Nemertea; Pilidiophora; Heteronemertea; Lineidae. Gene Ontology annotation, biological process: actin cytoskeleton organization. Bases 160 to 2910 code for a protein of 916 amino acids. The transcript has 20 exons. The record is from RefSeq and is a predicted model, not a curated record.